ACUAUGCUCAGCAUAUGACUCCGGCAUGGCUCCAGUCGACCUCGGCAGCCUCUCCAGUAACUGGAAGAUCCUGCAACAGCGACUCAAGUCUUCAGCGCCAGCCGCAUCAUCAUCAUCAUCAUCAUCAAAGGACAAGAAGCCGGACGAGCACAAGCACGCCUCGCUCAAGCGCAAGAGGUCUCAGCAAGCCCCUGGGAAGCAGGGAGAUAGCUCUGCCAAGGCUGUGAAUGGCCCAGAGAACAACACACUGCCCAAGUCUCUGCCCGCGAGAAAGCGACAAAGGAUGGAGGAGCCAGCCUCGGUUGGCGCUUCAGUCAAGCAACACAACACCAAGACGCUCUCCAAGAGCACGUCGAUGCCCUCGCUUAAGAAGGCGCCCCUGCUCAGCGACUCCAAGGACGCUGCCGCCGCCGUCUCCAUCCUCGAGCCCCAUCCCGAUUUCCCCGAUGUCGAAAACGAAGGCGUGUCCGAGGUAGCGCUGCCGGGGAAAUACGUCGCAUUGGAUUGCGAAAUGGUUGGCGUGGGACCAGAGCCCAACCGCGACUCGGCCCUGGCGCGGGUAUCUCUGGUCAACUAUCAUGGGCACCAAAUCUACGAUUCCUACGUUCAAGUCCCUAGACACAUUGAGAUCACCGACUACCGAACUGCCGUCUCCGGCAUUGAACCCAAGCACAUGCGAAAAGACGUCGCGCGGCCCUUUGACGAAGUGCGCAACGACCUUAAGAUACUGCUCCAAGGGCGCAUACUGGUUGGACACGCUGUCAAAAACGAUCUCGACGUGCUCAUCCUGAAGCACGACAAGCGCUUGAUCCGCGAUACGUCCAAGUUCUCCAAAUUCCGGGAAUUGGCAUCAAUACCAGGGCGCACGCCAGGGCUGAAGCUGUUGGCAGAGAAGCUGCUUGGCGUGGAAAUACAAGUCGGUGCACAUAGCUCCGUGGAAGAUGCUAGGGCAACCAUGGCCUUGUUCAGGCUGGAAAAGCACAGCUUUGAGCAGGAGAUACGGCAAAAAUACGGAAACGUGCGUCUCGAGGCUCCGGCAGGAGAGGCCGACAUUGGCGGUGACGACGAAGCCAAGACGAAGAACAAGAACAAGAAGAAGAAAAAGAAGAAGAAGAAGAAGCACUAG
Exserohilum turcica Et28A is the source of this 1126-nucleotide messenger RNA. RefSeq lists its product as uncharacterized. The coding region runs from base 26 to 1126 and encodes 366 amino acids. The transcript has a single exon. The record is from RefSeq and is a predicted model, not a curated record. Gene Ontology annotation, molecular function: nucleic acid binding; 3'-5' exonuclease activity. Gene Ontology annotation, cellular component: nucleus. Gene Ontology annotation, biological process: rRNA processing; ribosomal large subunit assembly. Lineage: Eukaryota; Fungi; Ascomycota; Dothideomycetes; Pleosporales; Pleosporaceae.